CAGAGCAGGAAGACGCGGAGCAGCGGGCUCAGGAACUACUACUGGCCGCUCCCCCGGGGCCACUCUCUCGGACCGGACGGGGCGCAGCAAGCGGACUCGCCCCGUCGUCAUUGCGCUAGAAGAGCGCGUGUGUGCGCGCGCGUGGUGGCCGCCCCCCCUCUUCUGGACACGCUCGUUGUUGCCGCACCGCUUCCGCCGCGGCCACUUUCGCCGCUUCCCCGCAAGGCUCGACGAGGAAGGAAGACGUCGUCGACCCGCGCCGCGCCGGAGGUGCUGCUAACACGGCGCGGUGCAUCGCCACGAAGUCGUGGUCGUCGUCGUGGUCGCUACGACUUCGGAGAAGCGGUCGCUCUUUUAUUUAUUAUUAUUUUUUUUUGCCGACUUACUCUAUAGCAUACCGAGGAACGAGAUCGACGUCCCGAAGUGGUGGAACCAUACCCGAGGAGAAGACCUCGGCGAAAUGGAAAAGACUCCGUAGGGUGUGCGGAAGAGCAGGUGGAGGAGGCGUAUACUUCUUCGUAUCUGCUGCCAAGACAAGCGGAUAAAGUUUUUGCUAGAGGCUGAAGAGAGAAGGUCUUAAGCUGCUGGCGGGUUGAUAUAUCGGACCGGAAGGACCCCUUCAACGAACAAGACUUGCUUUGUGUCGGUGGAAGUGUAGUUACGAGCGGGCUUCUUCAUUCCUGUUGCCAAGACCAUCGUCGAGGAGAGCGGUUCUUCCAGCGGCCCUGCAUCUUCUCCGGAGAGGGACUCGAGCCACCGGCCAGCACGUCUUAGACUAGAAGGACAUUCUCGUCAGCGUGACACGUAGGUGCAAGUGUCCGUGUAGCUUCCGAAAAAAAAAAUUGCCAGUGUGCCAUUGUUCGGUUCGCAGCAGUUGCUCAUCCCUGGAAACCGUGGUAGUGAACACCUGGUCAUCGUCCAACGACGUUACCUCCCGUGGUGUGCCCUUAGCGACGACAGCCGCAGGAAGCGUCGAUUUCGUGUGUCGAAGCAAAGGGCCCCUUACGUCUUAACACUCUCCGGGUCUCGGUGCACAGUGCUUCGGUCUCGGCGAGCACUUUGAACAGCUGUCACUGAGGAAUACUCUGAGGCGUUACUUCAGUGUGCCCACUACUGUCAUUGGGGACCCCCGAGAAUUGCAAAAGAAACUGUGAAGUGAACCUUUUACUUUUGGCCGACUUCCAGCUUUGGCCUUUCAUCGUCCUUUUACUAGAACCUUUCUUUUACUAUCGCAUCGAAGUGCUAUUGUUCGGACGACUUCCGAGAGAAGCAUCCAUCUGCUAAACUAGUGCCUUACCGCCCAAGCUGCUUGCUGUGUCCGUAAAUACACAUAUUUUUUGCGUGGUUCUGUGGUUAACACCUGUGUACGAGGAAGUGCAACGACGCUUUGUUGUAAACGCGUCGGCUGUGAACUGUUCGUGUUUCCUUUUUUCUUUCUUUUUUCGGCUAACUUUUUCUGAGUGCGCCGCGAAUAUUCGUUUUCGGCCGUUACGUGCUCCACUUCCGUUUGUGGUCCGACUGCGAUCGAGUGCUGCGAGACCCUGAUGCACCCGCACGUGACUUGUGGUUCGUGACAAAAAGAAAAAAAAAGAGUGAGUGAAUUCCGGAGAAAGAGAAAACGUCAGUGGUCGCCAACAUGGAUUACUGCUGAGGAAUAACACGCCACGAUGAGGAGGGAACCCGACGUCGAAAAGAAGAAGCCGGCCGAUUUCCCACCGUUCGUCGUGCCCGGACCGGGAGCAGGAAAAGGGGGAGGAGUAGGCGACGGCGACUCCCCGGCGGCGGCAGUCGGCAGGACCCCCGGGACCGCCGCUACCACCACGACCCCGUCGGCGACGGGGCCUGCUGCCGCCUCCUCGGCGAAGGCCCCGCCGGUCAGCUCGUCCCGACUUCCCGGCGCCCUCCCUACGUCUCCCGCGUGCGCGGCCGACGACUUCCUGGCCUACUCGUUCCAGCGCAAGGCGCCCUACCUGGUGUGGGACGACGAAGGCGGCGGCGGCGGCUGCGCCAGGCACCCCCACCUCCCGCACUACCAGGGUCCGUUUCGCUCCAGCCGGCCCUGGACGCUGCGACAGUCGCGGCGAUGUUGCCCGUGGCCCUGCGUGCUGGCUGUCGCGCUCGCCUCGGGACUGCUCUUCGGGGCGCUAGUGGCGCUGUGCGCCUACCUCAGUGUGAUGACCAGUCAACAUAUGCACCCAUCCGUCCGUCUCCUAGGCGCCGUCAGAGUGGUCGAGGGCGACGUGUGGAACCCCAACCUGCUCAAUUCCACCUCGAAGGAAUUCCGAGUCAAGUCGGCCAAGUAUGCCAACAUGCUCGAAGCAGCAUGCAGGAAGUCACCGCGGCUCAACAGUUCUUUGAGCAAAGUCACUAUCUACGCUUUCCGACGAGGGAGCCUCAUCGUGCUGUUCGAGCUCGAGGUCGACAAGCGUCACACGCCCGCCGCCGCCGACCUGGAGAGCGAGUUCCGGGAGACGCUACGGCGUGAAGCCGAGAAAGGAGCCCGAGGCGCGUUCGGCCAGCUCAGGAUCGACUGGAACGCCAUACAGAUGACGGAAAUGCCCGAAAACAGGUUGCUCCGUCCUGGUAGCUCCGUCGACGAAGAUAGCACAACGGGCAGCAGCGCAACGGUGGACUACUACGACCGGGACGGCGAUCAGGAGCAGCGGGACUCCGACCAGUGGAUCAACCAGCACAGUCAGGACCCGAGCGAUUACUUCGCGCAACACGACAACGAGAGUUCGCCAGGGGCCGCCACCAGCGCGGACUCUUGGCAGCCCUUCUUUCCAGAACAGACAGAGGGCGGCGAGCGACCGGAAGGCGAGGUCGGCGAAGUCACGUGGGAGACCGCUCCCGAGCUGUCCGAAGACGACGAUUCUCACUACGACGUCGCGCACGAUCGUCCAGAAUCCAGCUCGAGUCAGCAGCAUCAGGGAGGUCACGCCGCCGCUGCCCUUAACGAGCACGGAAACGCAGGCGAGACGACCGGGCCGCAAGUAGUCACGGAGCCCGUAGACACGACGGAGGAAAGGUACCCGCACGUCACCGACGCGUCGCCGCCAACGUGGACACCGCGCCCUGUUGCAACUAGUCAGGAUAUGCCUACACAUAAGCACGGCUCGGAACUGACCGAACUUACUGUGGGAGCUGGAGUCGUAGUCAAGGCCAACGGAAACCCGGUGCAUGCGUCCACAAGAAACGCCACUAAGGCAACACCCGUUAGGCCUCUCCUUGUGAGCUCCAAAGACAGGCAGGAGUCAUCGUCUCCGUCGGUUUCUGUUGAGGGUCCCAACGUCGCAAGCUCCACUACCUCACCACCCGUGAGAAAACCGGUGGUCCACACGCAAGUGAGCGGGUCUGCUGUUUCUCCCGCAAACGGCCAAUCAAGCGCCGAGGGUCCACCUGUUUGGCGGCCGUACAAACCACUGUCCUCCUCGGAAAUCAGAGUGGGCGGAACGCCGUCAAGUAAACCGCCUGAAGGGAGUUCCGAAAAACCGACGCAGGGUAUCGGGCAAGCCUGGCAGAUACACCUAGACGAUCCCAGUACCCACGCAGGACCCGGCAUGGCGCUGAACUACGGACCGAGACCCUCGCAGACGGCGACGAACGUGGGCUCCACGCGCGAGUCUUCGGCAACGAAGACACGUGACAAGACACUGGCUUCCGGUAUCUCGUUGUCCGUGGGGACCGGUCUGUCAGUUCACCAACAGCCGUCCGUCCAGAAGAACAAUCACAGGAAAGAACUGACCACACCCAAGCCCACCACGUCGACCACAGAGUUCCAGAUCGGCGUGGGUCUCUUCGUGCGGCCACCCGUCGUCAGCGGCAGCGACAAAAGCCAAGGGACUCGCGUGCAGCAGACCACAAAGAAACCGGAGCCACAGUUCAUCGACCUUACUGCGGGCCUAGAUGGUCUCCCAACGAAAGACAAGGGCCAUAGCCCAGCCAACCCAGUACCACCGGAGAGACCUGCGCCAGGACCGGCUUCGGAACCUUCCUGGCGUCCAGGGACAGCGCCACCUCCUAGCAUAGUUUCAGCACCGGCUCCCGAGAUCGCGUCCAAGCCGGUACGAAAGCCCGCGUCAGAAUACUCAGAAUUUGAAGCUGUUCCUCCUCCCAGUGGACCUGUUGUUGUCCAUCAAGACAGAAACAAUGAAAGCGCGUUCAUUCCGAUAGUCCAUCAGGGCACAAAUAGAACUACAUUCAUUCCUGUAGCCCACCAAAACACAAAUAAUGUAAGUGCUUUCAUUGCGGUAAUUCAUCCAGACAGAGACAACGAAACUAAAUUCAUUCCGGCCGUCCACCAAGACGGAAGCAAUGAAACUGCUUUCAGUCUUGCCGGCGGGAUGCGCGAGGGACAUGAACUCAAGAACCCUGAGAUGAACAUCACUUCCAUCUCCAUUUAUCAGACGGUGAGCACCAGCAGCGGAGACCACUCCGAGGUGCACUCGGUCAUCUACUCGGGCGGACAGAACUCCGGUGGCAUCGCCAAGUUCAUCUCCGGCGACAUGCCUUCCAAGCCCGGCGCGUACGACUCCAAGUACACGCCCAAUGACGAGAAAGGUACCGACUACUACGACAAAGGCAGCAAGAACGGCGACAAGUUUGGCUACCGGCCUCCGUCGACCACGGCCAGUCCCGCGCUGAAGGUGGUCACGCGGGUGUCAUACAGCGUGGUCACCAACGCGCCCCUCACCAAGGAGUCGGUGCACGAAAACGACAUCACCAAGCACGGAGAAGGCAACGGGCUCAGCGGCGACUCCGCAGUGGACCACACGUCCACCACACCCCUCGUCGCGCCGACAACGUCGAAGCGCGACUGCGACUACCUGAAAGAGAUCAAGUGCAAGAGUGGCGAGUGCGUACCCCACUCGGCGCUGUGUGAUCGCCGCCUCGACUGUCGGGACGGCUCGGACGAGCGCAACUGCUCUUGCAAGGAUUACCUCAAGCACGAACAGUUGCAGCACAAAGUUUGCGAUGGCAUUCUCGACUGUUGGGACUUGGCGGACGAAAUUCAUUGUCCCUGGUGCAGUCCCGAGAUGUUCGUGUGCCCCGGAGCCAAGCAGUGCAUACCUCAGCACAAAGUGUGCGACGGCCAUCACGACUGCCCCUACGGGCUGGACGAAGUUCAGUGCGUGGGUCUGGUGGACGAAGAGGAAGAGGCCACGUCCAUGUCCUCGGGCCAGGGCUACCUGCAGCUGAAGCGCAACGGCGUCUGGGGAAAGCUGUGCGUCGACCGGUUCCCGCGGUACCUGAGCAACGGCACCUGGUCCCUCGGGGAGAUCGGGCACGCGGCCUGCAACACCCUUUCUUACAGGAAAGUGCUCGCCAUCCGGAGAUCGAAGGACAAGAAACACGACGACGGCAGCCGCUACUUUGAGAUGAGGCACGAGGACGACGAGAAGUCGAACAUCGCUGUCAUGUACAAGGAGACGGACUGCCCGAGAAAAGAGGUGCUACACAUCAAGUGCUCAAAUCUUGAGUGCGGCAUCCGCCCACUGGGCACGUCGCUGCGACAGCGCAUCGUGGGCGGCCACAGCUCGGCUCCUGGAUCCUGGCCCUGGCAGGUGGCGCUCUACAAGGAGGGCGAGUUCCAGUGCGGGGCCGCGCUCGUCAGUGACCGCUGGCUCGUCACUGCAGGACACUGCUUCUACAACACGCUGACGUCACAAUGGGUGGCACGGAUGGGCAUGCUUCGUCGCGGCACCGAGAUGCCUUCCCCGUUCGAGGUGGUGGCCAGCAUCUCGCACGUGAUCAUCCACCCGCAGUACGUGGACAAGGGAUUCGCCAACGACAUCGCGCUGCUCAAGCUGGACAAGCCCGUAGACUUCAGUGAUUACAUUCGACCCAUCUGCUUGCCGAGCGACGGUGAAACGGAGAGGCCGAGACACACGUCGUUCUGCGUGGCGGUCGGAUGGGGAAAGCUGCUCGAAGUGGGACGCCUGUUCCCGGACACGCUGCAGGAGGUGCCGUUGCCGGUGCUGACGACCGAGGAGUGCCGCCGGAGGACGCUCUUCCUGCCGCUGUACAACAUCACGGAGAACAUGUUCUGCGCCGGAUACGAGAGGGGAGGCAGGGACGCCUGUCUGGGUGACUCUGGAGGACCGCUCAUGUGCCAGAAGGUGGACGGCCGGUGGUCGCUGGUCGGGGUGACCAGCAAUGGCGACGGUUGCGGGCGUCCGGGCAGGCCCGGCGUCUACACCAAAGUGAUGCGCUACUUGCCCUGGAUUCACAACACCAUGGAGAGCAAUCCGUCACCCAAGCCACCGAGCGUGUGCAAGGGGGUGCGCUGCCGUCUCGGACGUUGCAUCACCCAGGAACAUCUGUGCGACGGCACCAAGGACUGCUUCGAUGGUCGCGACGAGGAGGACUGCCCCAUCGGCAGCGGCUGAAGUCGUCGAUCGCCAUCGAGUAGCAACGUGUGUUCGACCGUCGUGGUUUCGUUGCAAGGGCUCUUGCUUUUUUUGGCCAAACUUGCACUGUGAUAGAUACACCCCCCUCCUCCCCCUUUCUUUCUUUUCUUUUUUUUUUAUUCCAAAACUCCCGUGUUGUGUGCCGUCGUGUAUAGUCCUCGUUCCAGUCUUCGUCGUCCGUGGGCAUUGUGUGUCUUCGGUGUCCCGUCCCCGCGUCGUGGUAUUACUACACUAGUACGGGCGUCCACACUUCUGUCCGAAACGCUUGGCCUGCGCGCUAAAGAGCAAGUAAAUCGAUAUCUUUGCGCUACUGCUCGGUUUGCGAGGCAUUAGAGAGUCUUUGCGUAUUGCUACCGCACUACCGAAACCGUUCCUGCAACCUGCGAGUUUCGAACGUGUCACAUAACUAAGCUACGACAGCCGCACGUACGGCGCGACUUCGCUAUGCGGAUAUGUGACAGGUUGCGGAAAGAGCGAAGGUGGAGCGGUAACGGUACGCUAAAGCUCGCUAAUGCUUUUGAGCAGCGCUAACCACAUGGACGUGGUGGCCACAUAGUAUUCACUCCAACCUCCUGUGCUACUUGCUCUGCAGCGCAGAGCUCCGGCGUUUUCUUCAAAACAUUCGUGGACGUCCGUACGCACUUGUGUGUCAGGAAAACAUCGUGCUACUUGGUGCCAACUGCUGCAGGAACGCUCACGAAAAGAAAAAAAGAAAAGUGCGCGACCUCAGCCCGUAUACCCCACCUGAAGGCUUUCUGCAUGUGUGCUGUGGGAGAUUUCUCCAAAGGGACCGACGAUAUCAAGGGUACGAGGGGGGCACCGUACGUUUUCCCGAGUGCGAGUCAUCACCACCUCUCAUCCUGUGCGGCGAAGCUAAUUCAGUGUCAGCAUGAUCUCCGCUCUAACGUACGUACACUUGUGAUGCCGGGUAACUAUAUACGCUUCACUACACUAACCGUACCGCGUUGUUUGGCGAAUCCAAGCGUAGUAACGCGUUUUAGGCUGCGCGAGUACACUCAAAAGCUAAAUGUUGCGCGCUGCGGGAAUGGUGCGCGAUUAACCAAUGUCGUAACAGCUUGUUUUAACAGCUUUAAGAGCUGUCGUAACAGCUUAGAAACAAAUUGUGCGCGGUCCGGUUCAAACGAUGUUUUGAACGCCAUCGUCUGAAAGCCGCUAACUUGAAAUUGUGUCGUGUUGCAUGCACGGCGUUAUAGUACGCCCAGCUUCCCUAAUCCAUCAUGACAUACUGUGUGCCCAGGCGAUAGCAUAGCCACCCGCACAUCUUCACAGGUCGCCACAUGCUCUUCGCCAUAGCGUCCUGCCGAAAGACGGCGCCACUGACUCCUCAUUCGCAUCGUUUACAACGCUCGCUGAACGCAUCAUUCACGUAACACUUGUGUCGAACACGGCAAACUCAUCUUCGAGAGCAGCUAAACAAGGUAGGGAAGCGCAGAGCUCAAUGAGAAAAAAAAACAACAUCACGUUGCAUUCCAUAUCGCUUUCCCUCUAGUCAGCCCGGGGCAACCCACUCAAACUUACUCACUAGGCUCACGUAAUUUAUGUGUUCACCUUUCAAUUAAAUGGUCCGCGUAAAGGUAUGAAUGUGUUUUGUAUGUUUCUGGUGUCGCCGUGAUGUGUUUGAAUAAAGCAAAAAUGUGGUGACUGCCAA
This is a messenger RNA of Dermacentor albipictus, 8079 nucleotides long. RefSeq lists its product as uncharacterized. NCBI's taxonomy places the organism in Eukaryota, Metazoa, Arthropoda, Arachnida, Ixodida, Ixodidae. The record is from RefSeq and is a predicted model, not a curated record. Gene Ontology annotation, molecular function: protein binding; serine-type endopeptidase activity. Gene Ontology annotation, biological process: proteolysis.